AUCUAUUAUGAAUUUAGUAUUUACAUUUUACAAUUUACAUUCUACAUUCUACCAAAUACUAUAGAUAUCCCUAGUGCUUGAUUCUACUACAUAUUAUUUAAUUUUUAUAUCUUUUAAUAUGGUCAUAUGUAAUGUACAUUGAAUUUUUAAUGUUGAUAAAACAUUAAAACAAGUAAUAACUACAAAUUAAAAAUCCUUAAUUGAAAAAAAAAUUUUAGGUAGGUAUUCUGUUACAUACCUUGUAAACAAGUAAGUUUUGUACGUGCAAUUAUUCUGUAGCUCACUGGGUACCUAUUUAAUUCAUACAAUACAAAUUACUAAUUAAAUAAAAAAAAAAAUAAAUUACAAACCUACAUUUAAAGAAAUAUAUUUAAUGAUUAUUUCCAUUUAAUUAUUAUAAAUAAAAAUUAAGGCCUUAGAUCAAAGUUAACCUAUUUAAGAUGUUGUCGAGAAAAAAUAAAGAUACAAGAACUAUUAAAGAAGGAGUGGUUGGAAAAUAUGUUAAAAAAGACAAGCCACCUGAAAUACCAAUCAUAAAUGUUUGGACUACAGAACCUUUCAGAAAAAAUAACCACAGCCGGACUAAUGUUUCAGAAUCCCCAAAUCUGAAUAACACAAACCAACCAAGUGGUUCAGUUCAAAAAUUUGGUAAUGUGAAAAAUACACCAUCUCCAUCAAUGCUAAUAGGCCAUGAAGGAAAGUAUACUCCUAGUAGUUCUGUUCCUGAUUUAGCACAAAAAUUUGCCAAUGCUAAUUUAUGGAGUAGUUCACCAGGUAUAGCUGCUGAUCAAUCAAUAAAUGUUAGAAAUUGUAGUAAUAGAUAUAUUUCCAAUGACUGCCACAUUAAUCAUCAAAUGGGAACUCACACUAGUGCCACUUGUUUGCCUUAUCAUUCACACUCAGAUUUAGCAGAGUCUUCUGUUAUUAUACAUGGAUUUAGUGACAAUACAAUUUAUUCACCAGCAUUAUCACAAUGUUUCCCAACUAUUCAAAUACAACACAAAAAUGAAAUUAUUAAUACUCAUCAUUCCACUCCUGCUUUACAUAAUAUUGGACAGCCUGUUCCAAUACCUUUACCAGCAGCUGGAGGGGAAGAACUUCCCUUACCACCAGGUUGGUCUGUAGACUUAACAUUAAGAGGUCGAAAGUAUUUUAUCGACCACAAUACCAAAACUACUCAUUGGUCACAUCCUUUAGAAAAAGAAGGUCUUCCUACUGGAUGGGAACGUAUUGAAAGCGACGAUCAUAUUUCUCGACAAGCACAAUAUGAGCAUCCAUGUGCUCCACACUAUAUUUAUCAACCAGAAGUGAGAAUUCCAUUGCCACUUCUACCUCCUCCACCGCCAAGAUCUACACAUUUCCAUUCUCAUAAUAUGCUUGUGCCAGCAAAUCCUUAUCUAAAUCAAGAAAUCCCUGUAUGGCUUGGUGUUUAUUCUCAUGCAGCACAAACAUCAGACCAUAAACUAAAAUGGGAAAUGUUUAGGUUACCAGAACUUGACUGUUUCAAUGCUAUGUUAACACGAUUAUACAAACAAGAACUAGAAGAGAUUGUUAUGCGUUAUGAAGUUUACAGAUCUGCAUUAUUGUAUGAAAUGGAUAGAAGACAUAUGCAAUCGCGAUAUAUUGAUACAAAUGAAUAUAACCGUUAUGGACCAGGGCUACGUAUCAUUGAUGUAACUAACGAUAACUUACGAGAAGUUGCACUUUCACAACAUACGGAAACUAAAGUUUAAUUAUUAUGUAUUAGAAUUAAUUUUUCUAUAAUUUCGAUCAAGGUAUUUUACAUUGUUUUUGAAUACCAUUGCUAUGGUUAAUUAUUUAAUGAUACUAUGAGUUAUAUUAAUAUAAUAUAAUUAAGGUUUUUCUACAAUACUGUGAUAAAUUAAAUAUGUAGUUAUUACUAUUGUGACUAAAAUUAAAGGAUAUGGUUGAAAUACUACCCAUUAUUUGUAUUAUAAAAGAGGUAAUAGGUUUUAUUGUAUUUACUAAUUUGUUAAAGCAAGUGCUAAUAUAAUUUUUUUUAGAUGUACUUAUUUAAUUAUUAUUAAUGUUGCACAUUUUUACAUCCAAAACCAAACCUCUUCUUCAAGUAUGUUUUACCAACAAUUAUUUUUAUAGUUAUAACCACAGACUAAAAUAUAUCUUAUUUUGUGGUUGUAACCGAUACAGUGCCUAAUCAAUUAUAAAUAUAUUUUUAUUUAUUAAGAGUUGAAAGUGAUAAGAAUUUAACAAUAUUGAAAUCAACCACAAAAGUAAAUGAUAUUUAGUAUUUUUUAAAUCUUAUAUACAUAAAAAUCUCUUGUCACAAUGUUUGUCCGAAAUAAACUCUGAAACUACUGGACCGAU
Acyrthosiphon pisum (pea aphid) is the source of this 2346-nucleotide messenger RNA. It is a transcript of the gene sav, whose product is annotated as scaffold protein salvador. Lineage: Eukaryota; Metazoa; Arthropoda; Insecta; Hemiptera; Aphididae. Bases 441 to 1733 code for a protein of 430 amino acids. Gene Ontology annotation, cellular component: cytosol. The record is from RefSeq and is a predicted model, not a curated record. Gene Ontology annotation, biological process: apoptotic process; hippo signaling; negative regulation of cell population proliferation. Gene Ontology annotation, molecular function: molecular adaptor activity; protein binding. The transcript has 10 exons.